Molecule: messenger RNA, 1050 nt
Organism: Podospora pseudocomata
Lineage: Eukaryota; Fungi; Ascomycota; Sordariomycetes; Sordariales; Podosporaceae
Exons: 2
Coding region: 1-1050 (349 amino acids)
Source: RefSeq, a predicted model, not a curated record
AUGACUUAUUUCUCAGAUCCACCCCCUAGCAUCGUCCCAUCUCAUAUGCUAGCCUCUCCCGGGUUCGGUUUCGAUUCUUUUAAUAAUGAUUCCGAUGUUGAGCUUCCACAACUCCCAGCACCACAGGCUCUUGUGCCAGCUCAUGUCUCAACGGGAGGACAGGUCGGGAUCCAGGGAAAUCUUUCCUCCAAUGUUAUUCCGAUCGGAAGUCAUAAAAGUGGAAUUGUCUUGUACAACGACGCCAAUCUGCUAGGAGAUGGCCAACAGCAAUUGCUGUACUACUCAAAAAACCGUGCAGACAGAGAUCGGAACAAACAAAGUCGUUCGGAACAUAGAGGUGGUUACUCACGAACAUUUAGCUCUGAUAGAGCAACGGCCUAUGCCAUCAAGACAGCACGUUACCCGGUGCUUUACGAAAUGGCGAGAACGCCAGCUGUUGCAAGGAAGGCGCUAGAAACAUGGAAGAGGCAACCCAGUCAACCAUCCAUUCCAGAAGGGAGCAACACAUCUACGGGCGGUCAAGAGCAAGCAGGUCCGUCGACUGCCCCGGUGAUUAGGGAUGCCAGGUCUAUCGCCACCGCUUUGCCCCCACAGCACAUGGCCUUUUCCAAGCCUGUUCUGGAAAAAACCCGCCGCGGGACUCGGUAUGUUAUCACCUGCGAACUCGAAAAGGCCUAUCCAAACUUCCACAUCCAGUGCGAAUACAUUUACCUCAACCAGCAAGAACGGGUCAACCAUAGCUGGACGGACACACGCAUCUCGCUUGCCAAUAUAUCAACCAAGGAAAAUCUCUGGGUUGUGGCUAUGGAGCAGAUAGGCUACAAUGAAGCCUUCAUCAAAGGGCUUGUUGGCGACGAAGAAUAUGCCCAACUCGAAAGCGUUGAUGGGCCGGUAAAAGGACACGAUAAAUACUCUGGCCCAUCAUUUGUUGCGAAGGUGGCCAAGAAAAUCACGAUUCCAGAAGGAUACGACUUGGGUAACAUCUGGUGUGAAACAGCGGGAUUUUACAGAAUGAAAAUCUUUGUCCCAAGCAAAGAAUACAGGAUGUAA